CGGCCGGGCCCCGCGCGCUCCAUGGCGGCCGCCGGCGGCCCCGACGAGGCGGACGAGGCGGUUCGCGGCACCUGCGAGGACGCGUCUGUCUGCAAACGGUUUGCUGUCAGUGUUGGCUACUGGAAGGACCCUUACAUCCAGUAUUUUGUGAGACAAGCCAAGGAAAGGAAAGCACCUGAGAUCAACAGAGGUUAUUAUGCUCGUGUUCACGGAGUCAGUUAUCUGAUUAAAGCUUUUCUAAAGAAGACAGAAUGCAACUGUCAAAUUGUUAACCUUGGGGCUGGCAUGGACACCCUGUUCUGGAGGCUGAAGGAUGAAAAUCUUCUCCCUAGAAAAUAUUUUGAAGUGGAUUUUCCAAUGAUCGUUGCAAGAAAAAUACAUAAUAUCAAAUCAAAACCUCCCCUGUCAAAACCAAUUAUGGAAUCCCAUUCAGGGGACUCUCUUCUAAUAG
Neopelma chrysocephalum (saffron-crested tyrant-manakin) is the source of this 451-nucleotide messenger RNA. RefSeq names its product leucine carboxyl methyltransferase 1 (gene LCMT1). Lineage: Eukaryota; Metazoa; Chordata; Aves; Passeriformes; Pipridae. The record is from RefSeq and is a predicted model, not a curated record. The annotation marks the transcript as partial. The transcript is spliced from 5 exons. Gene Ontology annotation, biological process: C-terminal protein methylation. Gene Ontology annotation, molecular function: protein C-terminal leucine carboxyl O-methyltransferase activity. Gene Ontology annotation, cellular component: cytosol.